AUCUUCCUGCAGGGGCUGCUCGGCGUCGUGGCCUUCAGCACGUUGAUGCUCAAACGCUUCCGAGAACCAAAGCAUGAAAGACGUCCGUGGAGGAUAUGGUUUCUAGACACUUCCAAACAAGCCAUAGGAAUGCUGUUCAUCCACUUUGCCAAUGUGUACCUAGCGGAUCUCACCGAAGAGGACCCUUGCUCACUGUACCUCAUCAACUUCCUCCUGGACGCCACCGUGGGCAUGCUGCUCAUCUACCUGGGGGUGCGUGCCGUCAGCGUCGUGGUGGAGUGGCAGCAGUGGGAGUCCCUGCGCUUUGGCGAAUAUGGAGACCCUCUGCAGUGCGGAGCCUGGGUCGGCCAGUGUGCGCUGUACAUCGUGAUCAUGAUGUUUGAAAAAGCUGUCGUCUUCAUCAUCCUCCUGAUACUUCAGUGGAAAAAGGUGGCCCUGUUGAAUCCCAUUGAAAACCCAGACCUGAAGCUGGCCAUCGUCAUGCUGAUCGUCCCCUUCUUUGUCAAUGCUUUGAUGUUCUGGGUAGUGGACAAUUUCCUCAUGAGAAAGGGGAGGACGAAAGCUAAACUGGAGGAAAGGGGAGCCAACCAGGACUCGAGGAAUGGGAGCAAGGUCCGCUACCGAAGGGCCGCAUCCCACGAGGAGUCGGAGUCGGAGAUCCUGAUCUCGGCCGAUGACGAGAUGGAGGAGUCCGACGUGGAGGAGGACCUCUGCAGACUGACGCCCCUGAGGCCUGCGAAGAAAAAGAAGCACCGCUUCGGGCUGCCUGCUGGCCCCGAGGGAGCCCCCAUCAAGAAGAAGCGCCCCCCUGUGAAGGAGGAGGACCUGAAGGGGGCCCGAGGGAACCUGACCAAGAACCAGGCGAUCAAGUCCAAGACCUACCAGGUCAUGCAGGAGUGUGAGCAAGCCGGCGUUGCCGCACCAUCUGUGUUCAGCCGCACCCGGACCGGCACUGAGACCGUCUUUGAUAAGCCGAAAGCUGGGCCUGCCAAGAGUGUCUUUGGCUGAGAAGUACAUGCCACGCCACCCCCUGGGCACUGACAACACCUAGACAAAGGAGUCUCCCAAGAACUCUUUCAUGCCACCACUCCCCUGCUCCCCUGUUGCCUCUGGGACUGCCACCCUCCCCCUCACUCUGGCCUCUCAGCCCAGGCCCUCUGCGCCAGGCCCUGGGAAACACCAAUAAAGAGGAUGCCCAAGCAGCCCCGGCA
Molecule: messenger RNA, 1211 nt
Organism: Myotis brandtii (Brandt's bat)
Lineage: Eukaryota; Metazoa; Chordata; Mammalia; Chiroptera; Vespertilionidae
Product: musculoskeletal embryonic nuclear protein 1
Exons: 10
Coding region: 46-1008 (320 amino acids)
Biological process (GO): activation of store-operated calcium channel activity; tissue regeneration; chondrocyte differentiation
Cellular component (GO): nucleus; cortical endoplasmic reticulum; membrane
Molecular function (GO): calcium channel regulator activity
Source: RefSeq, a predicted model, not a curated record